GCCGCUCCGGCGUCGAUGGCGAGAGGAGAGUGGGGAAGAGAAAUGCAGAAGAGAGCUCUGUUCUUGCUUUCAAGACGAUCUUUUUCAUCAGAACCAGAAAUUCCGACCCUUUACUCGUUCCUGCAACCUUCAAUUUUUUCACUCAAAAGAACCACUCAGCCACAAGAAGCAAUUACACCGAAUCCCCAUCAAAAGCCCACUUCGAAUUCCUUUUCCGAAGCCCAAAAAUCCAAUCUUGAAGCCACCCUUGAGGAGUCCCUUUGCACGAACAGCACCGAUGAGGCGUGGAAGUCGUUCAAGACGCUCACCAGCUGCUCAUCUCUCCCCAGUAAGCCCCUCACCAACUCUUUAAUUACUCACUUGUCGUCGCUUCCUGACACUCACAAUCUCAAGAGAGCAUUUGCAUCAGUUGUUUUCGUGUUGGAAAAGAAUCCGUCUUUGUUAGAAUAUCAAAGCGUGAAGACCCUUUUGGAUUCCAUGAGGAUUGCAGACACUGCCGCCCCUGCUUUUGCAUUGGUGAAAAGCAUGUUCAAGAAUAGGUUUUUCAUGCCUUUUGGUAUGUGGGGCGGUGUUCUUGUUGACAUAUGUAGGAAAAAUGGGAGCUUUGCUGCUUUUUUGGGUGUUUUCCAUGAGUGUUGUAGGAUUGCUUUUGAUGAGAAGGUGGACUAUAUGAAGCCUGAUUUGGCUGCUUGUAAUGCUGCCUUGGAGCAUUACUGUCGUGAGGUUGAAUCAGUUGUUGAUGCUGAGAAAGUGGUUGAAACUAUGUCGGUUUUGGGCGUUAGGCCUGAUGAAAAUAGUUUCGGAUUGCUUGCGUAUUUGUAUGCAGUUAAGGGGCUAAAUGAGAAGGUGAUUGAGUUAGAGGGUUUGAUAGGUAGGCUUGGUGUUUCUGAUAAGCAGAAGUUUAUUCAUAAUUUGAUUUGUGGAUAUGUGAAGUCCGGUAAUUUUCAAUCGGUUUCUGCUACUAUUUUACGUGUUUUGGAAGAAGCGGAAGGACGAGGUUGUAGUCAGGAAACUUGCAAUGAAGUGGUAAAAGGAUUCGUACACAAUGAGAAUUAUAAGAGUUUAGCGAAUUUGAUCAUUGAGUCUCAGAAGCUUGAACCUACAUCCGUUGUGGUAGAGAGAUCUUUUGGUUAUGGUGUUAUCACUGCUUGUAUUAGUCUUGGUUUACUAGACAAGGCGCACAUAAUCCUUGAUGAGAUGAAUGCUCAAGGGGCUUGUGUUGGACUAGGUGUUUAUGUGCCAAUUCUGAAGGCUUAUUGCAAAGAGCAAAGAACAGCUGAAGCUGCACAAUUGGUUACAGAAAUUUGUAGUUUGGGACUUCGGUUGGAUGUUGGUAGCUAUGAUGCUCUAAUAGAAUCAUCUAUGUCUUGCCAAGAUUUUCAGUCAGCAUUUUCUCUGUUCCGUGACAUGAGAGAAGCAAGAAUUCAAGAGUUGAAAGGAAGUUACUUGACGAUUAUGACGGGUCUAACAGAGCAUCAUCGGCCUGAGCUGAUGGCCGCCUUUUUGGAUGAGGUUGUUGAGGAUCCUAGGAUUGAAGUUGGGACUCAUGAUUGGAAUUCAAUCAUUCACGCUUUCUGUAAGGCUGGGAGGUUGGAGGAUGCAAGGAGGACUCUCAGGAGGAUGAUUUUCCUUCAGUUUGAACCAAACGAGCAGACAUAUCUAUCACUCAUUAAUGGCUAUGUGGUGGUAGAAAAAUACUUUAGUGUCUUAAUGCUGUGGAAUGAGGUGAAGAGGAAGAUCUCUGCCGAAGGCGACAAAAGGUUCAAAUUAGACCAUAGCUUGGUCGACGCUUUUCUAUAUGCUUUGGUCAAGGGUGGUUUCUUUGACGCUGUUAUGCAAGUUGUGGAGAAAUCUCAGGAAAUGAAAAUAUUUGUCGAUAAGUGGAGGUACAAGCAAGCAUUCAUGGAGAAGCAUAAGAAGCUGAAAGUGUCAACUUUGAGAAAGAGAAACUUCAGAAAAAUGGAAGCAUUGAUUGCCUUCAAGAACUGGGCUGGUUUGAGUUCUUGAUGAUUGUUACAUCUACCUUUGCUGAUUUUAUUUAUUCAAUUACACAUUAGUUCAUCGCUCGACAGCCAGAUGAAUUCAGGGCUCUCUUCAAACAAAUUUUCACAUUGGAUCAGUGAUAUUUACCACUGAAAGCAGGUAACAGUAACAAAGCUAAGCCUUCAAGAACUACGGUAAAUGUUCGUUCAGAGAAUUACUGUAGAUUCAAGUCCAUAUACUAACCAGCACGUCCGACGAAACAAGCUAGGAUUUUAACAACCCUUUCAUCGAGGUCGUUUUCUUGCUCUUACUGUAGUGCAAAUCUCACGAGAUAUCUGGUACUGAAAAACUACAUUCGAAUUCGAUGAACAAUGAGUAGCUUUCCCUUUCUCGAUUUACUGUUGCAAUUUUGUUGCUAUUAGGAGGAGUCAAGUUUCUGAUGUAUGAAAGUCACUUUCGUACACGGAAACAUUGAUACUAAAGCUUCAUCUCUUGUCUGUUUCCAGACCAGUAAACACCUGUACUUGAUGUUGCCAUAA
Molecule: messenger RNA, 2522 nt
Organism: Sesamum indicum (sesame)
Lineage: Eukaryota; Viridiplantae; Streptophyta; Magnoliopsida; Lamiales; Pedaliaceae
Product: Pentatricopeptide repeat (PPR) superfamily protein
Molecular function (GO): protein binding
Source: RefSeq, a predicted model, not a curated record